This is a messenger RNA of Salvia splendens (bonfire salvia), 643 nucleotides long. RefSeq lists its product as uncharacterized. The transcript is spliced from 2 exons. Lineage: Eukaryota; Viridiplantae; Streptophyta; Magnoliopsida; Lamiales; Lamiaceae. The record is from RefSeq and is a predicted model, not a curated record. Bases 11 to 547 code for a protein of 178 amino acids.
AAGUUGAGCAAUGGUAUCUCCAAUGUUCAACUUGGCCAAAACUUCUCUAAAAAUUCUGGGAUUCACUGCUUUGGUUAGGAUAUCAGCCAAUUGUUCCUCGGAUCGCACAAACGGGAAUUCUAUGACUCCACCUUCCAAUUUUUCUUUAAUGAAGUGGCGAUCGACUUCAACGUGUUUGGUUCGAUCAUGUUGUACUGGAUUUUCUGAUAUGCUGAUUGCCGCUUUAUUGUCACAGAAUAACUUACUCUUUCGGUUUGGGGGAAAACCGAUCUCAGUAAGUAAUCUCCUAAGCCAUAUGAUCUCCAUGAGUCCACUCUUGAUGCCUCGGAACUCUGCUUCAGCACUUGAUAAGGCUACAACCUUUUACUUCUUACUUCUCCAAGUAACUAGGUUGCCUCCGAUGAAGGUUCAGCUCCCUCAACAAUUUUUAGCCCAUGAUUCGGUAUCAUUGGUGUGUCAGCAGGCUUGCAAUCUAAGAGGCCAGUUUCUGCCAACAUGUCGAGGACAUAUUUUCUCUGUCUUAAGAAUAUUCCAUGAUUCGACCUGAGCACUUCAAUUCCUAAGAAGUAUUUUAGAGGGCCGAGAUCUUUCAUGUCAAAUUCUUUAAACAGAUUGAUCUUGAGGUUGUUGAUUUCUUCUGUGU